Molecule: messenger RNA, 3789 nt
Organism: Chanos chanos (milkfish)
Lineage: Eukaryota; Metazoa; Chordata; Actinopteri; Gonorynchiformes; Chanidae
Gene: iqsec3a
Product: IQ motif and Sec7 domain ArfGEF 3a
Exons: 14
Coding region: 1-3789 (1262 amino acids)
Biological process (GO): actin cytoskeleton organization; regulation of ARF protein signal transduction
Molecular function (GO): guanyl-nucleotide exchange factor activity
Source: RefSeq, a predicted model, not a curated record
AUGGAGAGCCUGCUGGAUAAUCCCAUGAAAGCUGUCCUUUAUCUGAAAGAAUUAACCACGAUAGUGCAAAACCAGCAGAGUCUAAUACAGACACAGCGGCAGAGGAUUGACGAACUCGAACGAAAGGUCGAGGAGCUGAUCGGGGAGAACCGACAGCUGAGAGACCCUCACCAGUACCAUCAUCAUCAUCACCCGUCUCCUCGAAGCCCCAGUCCUCAGGCCCCCGUUCACCUGCAUCAGCACCCGGCCCCCAGCAAAGCCGGAACCCUAGGCCAGUCUCCGCAACAGCAUCCCGGUCUGUCUUCACGGCCACCGCAGCAUCCUCCUCCUCCUCCACCGCCGCUUCAUCACCCGCAGCAGCUGCAGCUCGUGCCCACAUCCCCGCCGUCACCAAAGGCGAGUCAGUCCAGUCCCGAAUCAGCGGAAGAGGACAAGAGGAGCCCCUGCUGCAAGUCUCUGGUUCCGCAGACGCCCACGACUCUUUGCCGCUCCGUCGGACUCGCCAGAAAGGCUGAGAACCAAACUGUUCUGCACCAGUUCUGCUGCCCUGCCCCAGACGCCCCAGAAACUGAAACCCAGGCUUGUGUCCCCAGUGAAGAGGCCUCCCCUCCAGCAGUCUCACCUGAGGUGGCGGUUACUUCGCUGCCAGAGGUUGCAGGGGAGGUGCAGGAUGGAGAGAGUGCUAAGCCUGCUGACGGAGGUGGAGGGGAUGGCGGAGGAGUGCAGGAAGAGGUCGCAGUAGUGGAGGAGAAGACGGAGGGUGAGAAUGAGACAGAGGAAGAGAAGCAGCUGGAGCAACAGCAACCACAGCAGGAGGAGAAAGAGGAGCAGGAGGAGGCCAGGGGGGGCACUGGUAGAAGGCCCAGCCUACACCACACAGCCUCACCCAUGAGGGUCCAAAGGAACGGUACCUGUGCUCACUCUGCCGCAUCUGACUACGAGCUCUCGCUCGACCUCAAAAACAAGCAGAUCGAAAUGUUAGAGCACAAGUAUGGGGGCCACCUCAUCUCACGCCGCGCCGCCUGCAAGAUCCAAACGGCUUUCCGCCAGUAUCAGCUCAGCAAAAAUUUUGAGAAGAUCCGCAACUCACUCCUCGAGAGCCGCUUGCCUCGUCGCAUCUCCCUGCGCAAAGUGCGUGUGCAGAACGCCGAAGGCUUCUCCGCCGAGCGGGCACUGGCAGAAGGCUGCAGCCUGGCAGGCAUUCCUUUGGUUCGGUCCCCAUCACUACCAGCCACCGUGGGCGGCACCCUCACAGACCUGGAGGACUCCUUCACAGAACAGGUACAGUCGCUGGCUAAGUCAAUUGACGACGCUCUGAGUAACUGGAGCCUAAAGACCAUGUGCUCACUGCAGGAGGGUGGCACCUAUCAGUUUAGCUCUGAGGCCUUCAGUGCUGCAGGGGGCAGCACUGGGAUGCCUGGGUCAGGUGGGGAGGGGGGCUCCGAUGACCCUACGGCACUUCAGAGUGGAUCAGGUCAGGUGGACAACCCUGAGAACAUACCACGGAAUGCCAGCAAGUUGAUGAUGGCAUUUCGAGAUGUAACAGUGCAAAUAGACAGCCAGAACUUCCGUAUGUCCUCCUCUGUUAUGGAGUCCUCCACCUCUGUCUCCCUUGGCAACUGUGUUCAACAGGCAUGUGCAGUGAGUGAAAAGCCCAAACAGCCCCCAGUGGACGAAUCUGCAAAAGAGGAACAACCACCAGCACCCCCCGAAGAGGAGCCAACUUCUCCUCCAGAGCUAGAUGAAGGAGAAGUCCCAGAUGGGGACUUCCCAGCGCCCCCGCCCAGCGAGAUGCUUGGGGAGGAGGCAGAGCAGCCCUCUCUUGCUCUGGGGAAGGAGGAGGCUUCAGCUCCAGGCCAAGAACUUGGGAGCUCAGGAGAGGUGGCAGAGGCCAACCGCUCCCCACUGUCUUCAGAGACCCCAGCCACUCCUGCUGUGGAGGUGCUGGAGGCGAAAUGCAGUGAAUCUGAGAUAGCAGACAACAGCUCGGAGCAGAUGAGUAGCAGCAGCACGUCCACAUCAGCACGCUCAGCCUCAGAAGCCUCCUCCAAAGAGGCCCUGCAGGCCAUGAUUCUCAGCCUGCCACGCUACCACUGUGAGAACCCAACCAGCUGCAAGUCACCCACCCUCUCUACCGAUGUCAUGCGCAAACGUCUCUAUCGGAUCGGCCUCAACCUCUUCAACAUAAAUCCAGACAAAGGCCUUCAGUUCCUCAUCUCCCGAGGAUUCAUCCCGGACACACCCAUAGGCGUGGCUCACUUCUUGCUGCAGAGGAAGGGGCUGAGCCGUCAGAUGAUUGGUGAAUUUCUUGGAAACAGCAAGAAGCCCUUCAACAGAGAUGUUCUAGACUGUGUGGUGGAUGAGAUGGAUUUUUCCGGAAUGGAGCUGGAUGAAGCUCUGAGGAAGUUUCAGGCCCAUAUCCGGGUUCAGGGAGAAGCUCAGAAAGUGGAACGGCUAAUUGAGGCUUUCAGUCAGCGGUACUGCAUGUGCAAUCCAGAUGUGGUGCAACAGUUCCAUAACCCUGACACCAUCUUCAUCCUUGCAUUUGCCAUCAUCCUCCUCAAUACAGACAUGUACAGUCCCAACAUCAAACCGGACCGCAAGAUGAUGCUGGAGGAUUUUAUCCGGAACCUUAGAGGCGUGGAUGAUGGAGCAGACAUCCCUCGAGACAUGGUGGUAGGCAUUUAUGAACGCAUUCAACAGAGAGAGCUACGCUCCAAUGAAGACCACGUCACCUACGUCACCAAAGUGGAGCAGAGCAUCAUGGGCAUGAAGACUGUUCUCUCAGUGCCCCAUAGGAGGUUGGUAUGCUGUAGUCGCCUCUUUGAAGUAGCUGAUGUCAAUAAAGCCCAGAAGCAAGCCGCUCAUCAGAGGGAGGUCUUCCUCUUCAAUGACCUCAUUGUGAUUUUAAAGCUGUGUCCAAAGAAGAGGAGCUCUGCUGCCUACACCUUCUGCAAAGCAAUGGGUCUGCUGGGCAUGCAGUUUCACCUGUUUGAAAAUGAAUACUAUCCUCAUGGGAUAACUAUCGUGUCACCUUACUCGGGCUCUGAUAAGAAACAGGUCCUGAACUUCUGUGCUCAGAGUGCAGAGGAACUGCUGAAAUUUGUGGAAGACCUGAAGGAAUCCAUCGCAGAAGUGACAGAGAUGGAGCAGAUACGCAUCGAGUGGGAGCUUGAAAAGCAGCAGGGUGCAAAACCACACUCGGCCAAGAACAACGGCACUCAGCUGGAGAUCAGAGGAAAGCAGGGUUCUCCGUCAGGCAUACAGGAUGUGGAUGAGAAAAGUGGCCACAAUGCCGUGGAGGUGUCAAUUCACAACAGGCUUCAGACGUACCAGCUCAGCGCACCACGGAGCCCAGAGAGCGUCGCCCUUCUUAACCAACGAGGGGAGCUCUACCAGCACCACCAGCGUCAACCGCAGCUGCAGUCCGCCACGGCCACGCCUGCCCAUGCCCACCAGACCGUUCCUCUGAAUGACCUUCGACCUGACUUAAGGCCCGACACGCUCAUCCAAUGCCAGCAGAUUGUCAAGGUGAUCGUCCUGGACAAAGGUGGCCAUGGUCGGGUGGAGGCUUUCCUCGGCCACAGCCCCACCCAUCACCAGCUCAUCCAAUCUGUCAUUUCUACCCCAGUCAGAUCCCCUGAUGGGGGUGGAUCACAGGGAAAGGACAGUUCACAGCCCCCAUUGCCUCCACCACCACCCCCUUACAACCACCCCCAUCAGUACAUUCCCCCUGACCCCCGCCUUGCGCUUCAGAGGACCCCCAGUGGCUCGCGUAGUCUAGUGUAG